AAAUUGCAGACAAAAGAACGGGGAAUUGCCAAAAAGCUGGUAAUCGCAAUCAAUCGUUUUUUGCAGAAAGAGAAGAAAACCGGAUUGCUGGUGAAUAUCCUCCCACGAAAAAUGGAUUCGACGGGGCUGGGCCUCGCCGGCGACGACCCGAGCUGCUGGGACUUCCUCGACUGCUCCUCCCUCUUCGCCGACGCCGACGGCGGCGCUCCUCCUCCCCUCCUCUGGCCGCCGCCGCCGCCGCCGCCCCAUGACCGCCGCCACCAUCCCGGCGCCGCCGCUGCCGCCGUGGGCGUCGAUUUUCCGGCGGGCGGCGUGGACUCGGCGGGGGACGAGCUCGGCGGGGCGCAGUCCUCUCGGAAGAGGGGACGCAAUGAGGCGUGCAGCCAGCCGCGCACGAAGGCUUGCCGCGAGAAAUUGCGGAGGGAGAGGCUAAACGACAGAUUUCUAGACUUGAGCUCUGUGUUGGAACCUGGAAGAUCCGUCAAGACUGAAAAACCAGCCAUACUCGAUGACGCUAUUAGAGUUUUGACCCAGCUUAAAGCCGAGUCUGAGGAGCUCAAAGACACAAAUGAAAAGCUGCUGGAAGAAAUAAAAUGCCUGAAGGCCGAGAAAAAUGAGCUUCGAGAAGAGAAACUUUCGUUGAAGGCUGAUAAAGAAAGGAUGGAGCAGCAGUUGAAAGCCAUGACUGUCCCACCUGCCGGGUUCGUGCCACCUCAUCCAGCAGCAGCGUAUCAUGCCGGGGCGAAUAAGAUGCCUGUAUUCCCCAGCUACGGAUUCAUUCCAAUGUGGCAAUACAUGCCCCCUUCAGCCCGUGAUACGUCGUCCGAUCAUGAGCUGAGGCCUCCCGCUGCUUAGUUAAGGUCAUCGGUUGUUUAGCUGAUUCUUCGCCAGACAAUAAGCUCAUGGUUCCCUCAUAUUCUGACAUGUACAUAUUGCUCUAGUUUUGAUGUGCCCCCAUUUUUGAUAAUUGUGGGGAACGCAUUUGUUCAGAGAACAUUUAAUGGAUUCUUCCGCCCCUUUCCUGUUUCUGUUUUCCUAACAUUGAUUCCAUGGACAAUAAAUUCAUCUUUCUCAGAAA
This is a messenger RNA of Eucalyptus grandis, 1078 nucleotides long. Its product is annotated as transcription factor bHLH104. The coding region runs from base 112 to 855 and encodes 247 amino acids. The transcript has 5 exons. Gene Ontology annotation, molecular function: DNA-binding transcription factor activity; protein dimerization activity. The record is from RefSeq and is a predicted model, not a curated record. Gene Ontology annotation, biological process: regulation of DNA-templated transcription; intracellular iron ion homeostasis. Lineage: Eukaryota; Viridiplantae; Streptophyta; Magnoliopsida; Myrtales; Myrtaceae.